UACCAUUUAUUAUUGAGAUUCUCUAGAGUUGGAGCCUAUAAAUGUAUCCAUCACCAUAGUUUUAUCAAUCAAUGAAUAAAGAAAAUACUUUCUCCUAAACCUUAAUCUCUCUCUUUCUCGCCUCUUUUGUUCUUGGAGCUCGAAGGUGCUCGAAAUCCUUCCCUAUCCCGAUACGAUACCGUAUCAAUUGGUGCUCUCAUUCUUGAACUCGCCCAAAAAAUACAAAAAAAAAAUCUACGGCACACGCCAUGGAUUCUCUGUUGGACAAAGUUCUUGGUUUACUCGAGAAAGUUAUACGGGGACAAAUUGAAUUUUAUGAAGGCGUGUGUGCAGUUGAAGAUUCCGUGGAUGAAAUUAUAAAGAAACUUCAGGCAUUCCGUCCAAUUGAAGGUCAACCAAAAUUUGAUUCCGAGGUAUAUGCGUUCUCUGUAGAGGCUUUUUGCUCAAUACAAGAUUUAGUUCGUGGUCUCCCAAUUAUGCCAAGCCUUAUUCCUAUAGAGUUAUACAUUUUGAAAACAAUCAUGAUGCGCUCUAUUAAGAAACUCAUUAGCACUCCACGAGAUUCGGCCCUUCAUGUACCUGUGCAAAACACAACUUUGCAGGACCAGGAAUUUAAAAAGGAAAUUUUUAUUGAUCCUGUUGGUGUUCCUGAUGAUGAUCUUAUGAUAGAUCUCAUAGAUGUUAUUCCUGUUGCCGUUGUUGAUGUUGUUGAUGUUUCUGGUGAUGAUCAACGAGACCACACUAUCCAAGCAAAAUAUUCAAGCGAUGGUAUUAUUUUUUAUGGAUGCACGGAAACAUUUGGGAUGUCAGAAAGUGACGUUGUUGUCCUUUAUGAUUCUAGGAAUGUCACGCGUGCGGGCAAGAUUUUCUUCUCAUUGGUUCUCUGGAGUUGUUUGCUAGGAGUUGUGAAUGCUUUGAGCUUGGCCGAAUCGUUUGAUGCUCCAUUCAUAAAGCCCCUGGGCUCCUCGGUUUACCUCCAGCAAAGAGAUUUGCUCCUUAAGUUCAUCCAAGAAACCACAGCAGCCCGCUCUCCGGCGCCUCAAACGGGGCCGGAGGCGAAGAAAAAGGUGUACAGAGGGGUGAGACAGAGGCACUGGGGGAAGUGGGUCGCCGAGAUCCGCCUCCCCCAGAACCGAAUGAGAGUCUGGCUGGGGACCUACGAAAGCCCCGAGGCCGCCGCGUAUGCCUACGACACCGCCUCGUAUAAGCUCCGCGGCGAGUACGCUCGCCUGAACUUCCCCCACCUCCGCCACCACCCCGACGGCCUCUCCGCCGCCAACCCUAAGCUCGCCGCCGUCCGGAAUGCCGUGGAUGAGAAAAUCCGCGCCAUUCGCCAGAAGGUGAAGGAGAAGAAGAAGAAUAUGGUGGCGGCGAAGGUCGUCGUCGAUUCCGUUGUUCGCGUUCUCGAGUCGUCGGCGGCGGCAGCGGAGUCGCCUUCGUCUUCCUCGUCGUCGUUCGCGGGGAACGGCAGUUGGAGCGGCGGUUUGAUUUCUCCGAGUGUUUCUGAUGAUGGGUUUUGGAGGAGCGAAGCAUCGCCGCCGUCCUCCGUCUCCGAUGAGCUCCUGCCGGCGCCGGCUGACCCUGAGCUAGAAGGUUGUUCCCUUUCGAGGAUGCCUUCCUUCGAUCCAGAAUUGAUAUGGGAAGUUCUGGCCAACUAAGACCCACGGAUUAUUUGUUUUUUUUCGUACUUUAAUCAAGAGUUUGUCUUGUU
Cuscuta campestris is the source of this 1711-nucleotide messenger RNA. Lineage: Eukaryota; Viridiplantae; Streptophyta; Magnoliopsida; Solanales; Convolvulaceae. The record is from the annotation of a GenBank genome assembly.